This is a messenger RNA of Pochonia chlamydosporia 170, 1068 nucleotides long. RefSeq lists its product as hypothetical. Gene Ontology annotation, molecular function: carbon-sulfur lyase activity. The record is from RefSeq and is a predicted model, not a curated record. Lineage: Eukaryota; Fungi; Ascomycota; Sordariomycetes; Hypocreales; Clavicipitaceae. The transcript has a single exon. Bases 1 to 1068 code for a protein of 355 amino acids.
AUGGCUUCUUCAGAAACCAAGUCUCUUGAAGCCAAGUGCUUCUGCGGCUCUAUUCACUUUACUUUUGAUAUUCCCGUAUCUUCUCUUCCCUUGCCGGUAUAUCUUUGCCAUUGCAGCAUCUGUCGCUAUUCAACAGGCGCCCCAGCCGUUUUCCACUCUGUCCUCCAGGACGGCAUAACACCCAACUUUAUUGCACCCUCAACUGAAAAGAAUUUGACCAGUUUCAAACCUGCAGAAGACUGCACAUAUGACUUCUGUUCGACGUGCGGGUGCCAUGUAGCCGGUGUCAGUCUCGACCGCAACUCUUGGACUAUCGCGACCUCCAUGUUUAAAGAUCACGGGCCAGAGAAUUUCAAAAUCACCACGCAUGUCUUCUCUAAAUCAGCACCAGGCGGAGCCAUACCGGCGACAGUAUCUUCAAUCGAGGGACGAGAAGUCAAGCACUACAACCCACCCGACGACGACCCCAGGGCAAAGGUGAAGGUACCAACGCCAGAGGUCGGGUCCAACGGAGAAGAUCGCCUUCGAGCCCAGUGCUACUGCGGCGGAGUCUCAUUCACAAUUGGCAGGCCCAACGACAAGGUCCGCAACGAUGCAUUCCUGUCCAAGUUUGUGUCACCGCGAGACGAGAACAAAUGGUUGGCGCUGUACGACGUUUGCGAUGACUGCCGCCUCGUGAAUGGCACUCAUGUCGUGGGCUGGACUUUUGUGCCGUUGGCGCUGUGCGACCCGCCGAUCAAGUCGGAUUUGAUGGUUGGAACUGCCAGGACGUAUUCAUCUUCGAAGGACGUCUUGCGGUCUUUCUGUGGGACUUGUGGUGCGACUGUAUUCUUUUCCUGUGCUGGACGAAGGCCAACGGAGGAACAAGCAGUUGUGGAUAUUGCCACCGGUAUUUUGAGGUGUCCAAAGGGUGUCAUGGGCGAGGACUGGUUCACGUGGCGAGCGAGACUCGCGUACGAGGAAACGGGGGUUAAGUACGAUAAGGGAUUUAGCGAGGCGCUGAGAGAGGGAAUGAAGACUUGGUCUGACGAAAAGUACGGGGAGGUGUUGACGAUGAAUGUUGGGUGA